Molecule: messenger RNA, 1446 nt
Organism: Antechinus flavipes (yellow-footed antechinus)
Lineage: Eukaryota; Metazoa; Chordata; Mammalia; Dasyuromorphia; Dasyuridae
Gene: STPG4
Product: sperm-tail PG-rich repeat containing 4
Exons: 8
Coding region: 521-1198 (225 amino acids)
Biological process (GO): epigenetic programing of male pronucleus
Cellular component (GO): female pronucleus; male pronucleus; germinal vesicle
Molecular function (GO): histone binding; chromatin binding
Source: RefSeq, a predicted model, not a curated record
AGCCUGCCCGGGGGGACAGCUCAUAGCUUUCCAGAUCCCAAGUCUUAGUCCCUGCUCUGAGCUCUGCGUGGAGGGGCGGCCUGGGCCUGGGAGUCCCUUUCUUGGGACCCAAAGUGAAAGAAUACGAAUAAUAGAAGGUACCACACGGGGUUAUGACUUUCCUCUGAGAGGGAACGCGGGUGACGGACUUCAGAUGAGUAAAUCACUAACAAGGCCCGGAGACAGAGAGGGACUCGCGGACAUUUCAGGGGCUGCGGAAGGGCCGCGGGGACUAGAACUCGGGUCUUGACCUAAAGUCCAGCCUUCUCGGGGCAUUAUCACGUUAGAAGGUUCCAGUGGAAUGUUAAGCUUGAGCUUAUACCUAAUAGGAAACCCGAUCGUAAAAGAUGAGCUUUCCUGGUUUUCCCUACCCAAUUUCUAAAUGAAAUUCAAUUUAAAGUAAAUUAGGCCAAAAGAAGAAAAGGCUGUUUCCAACGUCAAAAGAAGCUGCCACUGUUGCAUUCAAAAUUCAAGUGCUAAAAUGCCUACUACACGGAAAGUAAGAAUAAAAGAACCCCCAGAUCAGAGAGAAUCAUGGUGGCGAACAACACUAAAAGAAACUCCCAUACCAGGCACCUACACAGUGCGAGACUUUCUUGAAGAAUCCCAGUUAAACCCGGUGAACAUUACCUACAAUUUUAAAAAUGAAGGUCGGAACAAAGUAUCUUUGCUGGAGCUGACAAGGGACACAACACUGCCCGACACACCCAAGUACAUGCCUCCUGACUUCGUGGAGCUGGUCAAUAGGCAGAUGGCUUCUUACUCGUUCAAAGACACCCCAAGGCAAAGCCCCAGCUCCCUGUGUAUGAAAGAUAAGAAAAUUGAUAUUGCACCAGGACAAUAUGAUAUUGUUUCAGCACCAGUUCCCAAGUUCCUUUCCAGGCACUGUGUAUUCCGUUCUGCAGUCCAAAGGUUUCCAACACAUUAUUUUAUUCCAAAAGAAGGCCCAGGCCCGGCUUAUUAUGAGGCAAAAUCGGCAAAGAUAAAUCCUAUUACAUCCUGUUUCCAGUCAAAAGUGCCUAGAUUCCAGCCAGUUCGUUCAAAAACACCAGGCCCAGGAGCAUACACGUAUACCAGACAGACAGUCAAGCAGCCGCGGAGUAUUGCCAAGAUGGGACAAGAACAUAGCCUUUUCUUCAACAAUACAAUUGGUUUUUGAGUAAUUGGUUUUAUUCUCUGACAACUAGUUGAGUUUAAGUAAGAAUUACAUGAAAAAGAAAGAUCUUGUAAAUUGUUUUAGGGUGAGCAUAGGUGCUAGGAUAGGGGAAAACUAUUGUUAUUACAAGUACUACUAUAUAAUAUAGUCCAAUGCCUUUUUAUAGAGAUGUAUGCUGGUGAUAAAAUACUUUUAGGAUCAUCUCUUAUACUAUUGAGAAAUAAAUUGUAAAGGGACCCACUUACCAUCAA